Molecule: messenger RNA, 1356 nt
Organism: Serendipita indica DSM 11827
Lineage: Eukaryota; Fungi; Basidiomycota; Agaricomycetes; Sebacinales; Serendipitaceae
Source: the annotation of a GenBank genome assembly
AUGGCUCAGGACUUUAUCGACGUACAGUUUGACAAGGCGGUUGAGAUCGUCCAGAGUCUCCCAAAGAAUGGUCCGAUACAAACCGGAUACGAGGAAAAGCUGGCAAUGUACAGCCUCUACAAACAGGCCACCGUAGGGAAUGUACAAGGGCCUCGUCCAAGCAUGUUUGACAUGUUAGGACGGGCAAAGUGGGACUCUUGGGCGAAGCAAAAGGAUCUGGGUGCCAGAGAAGCGAAAUGGCAAUACGUAGAGACUUUGAUGAAGGUCCUGCGCAAAUACUCGGACAGAACGAUAGCCAGAAAUCUAGUCCAGGAGCUAGAAUCCUAUGGCGACCCUUCUUCGAUAGUAUUGAGUGGUACGCUGAGCAACGCUCAAACCGAUAGCGAAACCAGCAACUCGGAAACCGAUGAAGACGAAGUCAAAGCCGAUAACGAAGAAUCUAACGAACCUUAUCAAAUGGAGAAUGAGACCGAUGAAGUCUACGAUCAACGCCAACACUCUCCGCCCGUCAACGAAAUACGACGACCAGGCUCUGCUAUUUCCUCACAAAACCGAUAUCGGACACCACUUGCUGGCUCCACAAUCAACGCACCUAUUCCGCCUCAUGUCUUAUCCCCUAUUGGUACGCCAGGAAUGCAAGUCCUUCCCGAACAUCCUACAGCUUCGGCCUACGCCCCAUCUGAACCUGCCGCUCCGCCUACAGCUUACCCUACGACGCUUGCACCUCAGCUCACUGGUGGAUCACAACCGACUCCCUCCCCUCGUCUACCAACAGCCUCUCAAGGUCCGUAUCGGGGAACACCCUCGUUCCAGCGUGCCUUUGUACAUCAGCAGCAAGGCUCGUUACAACAGCGCCCAACGCUAGAGCGCGCAGUAGAGAGUAUGCAAGCCUCUCUUGCUGCUCUACACGAGCGCCUGGAGAGUUUGGAAACGAAUCUUGGUCUCAACGAGAGAGGUCCCCCCGGAAUUUCUCGUGUCUCCCUACCUUCUUCCUACGAUAGUCUACGCCGCUCAUCUCCCAAACGAGGUGCUAAUUCUGGGCCGACAUGGCCUAUAUGGGAUCCAUCGAACAUGGGAGCCUGGUCACUUGUCCUCCAACCGCUCUCCCGUCUUGAGACCAAUCUCAAAGCCUUUGCCCAUUUCUUGGCUCAGAGUGACGAGCGUUCACCAUUACUUGUGGUCAUCCGGCGGCUAUUCUUAGACCUCAGUUUCCUCUUCGUCUUCUUGAUCGUCUUCAAGUCGAUCUGGAGGCGAACCAGCAUCAGACGACGCGAAGUUUAUCUGGCUCUAGGCGGCGUAUGGAGAGCGAUUACCGGGACACAUGCCCCUCGCAUCAUGGCUGAAAAGGGUGUUUAA